AUGUUUUCAAAAGCAGAAAUAGAGAAUAUUGUCGAGCAUUUGAAGCCAUUCCCAAUUGAACAGUGGGGCAGUCAUGAGUGGCUCAAGCAAAUGAUAGGAAUUGAAAAAAUUAACGUUCAGGCACAUGUUGAAGCAUCAUCUAAUAAGUUCGAGUCAGUUGUCGACUGUAUCAAGACACAUGACAAGUUCGAAGUCCUUGUGCAUGAACUUAUUGCAACAGAUAUGUGUCUUAAUAACAUGUUUUCCAAAUUUAAAUCCAAAUUACCACAACAAGCCUUUGCAAGAGUAUUUGUUGUUGAAAGAUCACUCAGUACACUUUUAACACUUCUUGGUUUUGUUGUUUUCAAACCAGAAAGUCUCUCAUCUGAGGGUUUACUUCCAUUAAUCGAUUUCUGUGCAGCAAAACUUGCGCAACUUACAAAAAUGGAUGUUGGUGAUAUCGAUCCUACCAAGGAACAAGAUCCACUUCUUCCAAAAUUCCAAAUUUGUUUUGGAGCUCUUUCAAUAAUUUGGUGUAUUGCCUGUGCAACACCAGAUCCAGGUUUUCCGAUCUCUGUUACAAAACGCCUUGUCAAUGAAGACGAUUUAAUACCAACCCUUUGCGAGCUUGUCAUCAAACAACCAUGGAGAACAAUUCGCAAAGGAAAAGUUCUCAAAUGGGGAGACAAUGCACUUAUGGAACUCGAAAAGAAGGAUGCCCUUAGAGUAUGCAAAUCAGAAGCUCACGCAUGGACAGCAAUUCAGCAGCUUCUUGAGCCAAGAUGCCUAGAAUUGACAAAUUGGAAUGACUCAAGGAGAGAAUCACUUCUACACGUUGAAGGAAUGCUUUCUGAAGUGUUAAUUGACCAGUUACCUCCAUUGCAAUCACUUAAGAGAGCUCUCCAGUACUUAAGAGUCAACAUUCCUCCACCUCCAAAGUUCCAAGCUAUUAUUGAACAGAUCCCUCCAAUGAAGGAAGAGUUUGACAGAAAUUGGGACUGGAAUUCGCUUUCUGAUAAAUGUUUCAACAAAUACUUCAAGACAUCUCCACAACAGGCUCAGGCUGAGCUUCAGAUGAUAUCGGAAUAUCUGUCAAUCUUUGCUAAUUUAGAAGGACAAUAA
Molecule: messenger RNA, 1101 nt
Organism: Trichomonas vaginalis G3
Lineage: Eukaryota; Parabasalia; Trichomonadida; Trichomonadidae
Product: zinc finger MYND domain containing protein 10 family
Exons: 1
Coding region: 1-1101 (366 amino acids)
Cellular component (GO): cytoplasm
Source: RefSeq, a predicted model, not a curated record